CUGGCAGCGUAGCAAACACAAUCUAUACGUGUUUCAUUGAUGACAAGAUACGUUGUCACGCGAGGAGCAUCCUAUGUUGAUACACGCAACUCGGAAAAAUCAGCUUCGUUUUGUUUCGUAGCGUUAAGUGAAAUUAGAGAAUGAAGAUGCGCUGAUGUUAAGCUGUGAUACACGUUAUAAAACGGAGAGCUUCGGUGCUUCUAUCGUGAGAAAUCUACCUGCCUAGGGAAAUAGUAACACACAUUGUAUAAUAAUUUGAUGUUCCGCUAUUACAAUUUUAAAAGCUGUCUUGAAUAUGCGCGCGUCAAGUAUCAAACGCUGGAAGAUGGCGGAGAAUGUGAGUGCAUCGAGAUUUUUAUUUGGGUGUGGAAAAUUAUAAAAUUGUUUGAUUCUUUGAUUGUGGAUGUUUCAAUAUAACAGGAAAACGUGUUAUAUUCGUAUAAGUGAUAUGUUAUGUGAUAUUUAUACGUUUCGAACAAGUACUGGAGAAUAUUUCAUAGGUAUAUGAUAUUAAAUAUUUAUUUAUAUUCGGUAGAUUAAUGUUGAUUAUUUGAUAAGGUAAAGCCGACGGAAAUCAAUAUAAAUGCAAUAGCGUUAUGCAAAGUGGUAUUUUAGUACAAUAACGAAGUUUACAUAAUUUGAAUACUUCUGUGUUUGUCUUUCGUCGUCAAAUGUUACAUGUAAAAUUGUAAAUGAGGUAUUUAAUAUAAAUGAUUGAAACUUUGCGUAACAUAUGUGAUGUAACGUCGGGAAAAAUAACAUUGCCGCCUAAAUAAAUAUAAAAUAAACAAACAAGUAUGGUUUUAUGAUUUAAGCGGACAAAGCCACAGUGUAGACCGCGACAGAAUACUGUAUAGCUGCAAACAAAACUGAAAACCAAAGCAAUAUAAUAAUUAAAGGAUGCCAACACGUGGCUACCAGUAUAACCUGUGAAAGGGAACCUAUCGACCCGGUCAGAGUGUAUAAAUAUAUAUGUGUACUUUAUAAUAACUAUUGAUCACGGCAUGGUCAGUGUGUAGGCAAUUCUCGACUGUCACGUGGGUUCCAUUGCGGGGACCAUGUCGAUAUUCCCGACCCCAAGCGAGCAUCCCCAUCAUGCGCGUUUCUAGGGCGACCCCUCUGAUCACCUUGCUCACACUCAUGUGCUGUUUCGGCCCGACCUUCGGGUAUUUUGGAUUGUCCGCCAAGAAGCGUAUUCUGGUGUCCAGCGUCUCGUUCCACCCGCACCUGGUGGGCGACCGGAAGCACGACGACACUUCCGGUAUGUCGACUGGGGAGCUCUGCGACCUCAUGUGGCUACACCAGAAACAGCACCGGAUGUGCCUACGCGAUCGCGGCAUCGCGGACACACUGCUGGAGGCGGUGAGCCUGUCCACAAACGAGUGCGAGUACCAGUUCCGGAACGAGCGCUGGAACUGUUCGCUUGAGGACCAAUAUAGACUCAACAUACUUAAGAAAGGUUUCAAGGAGACAUCAUUCCUGUACGCAAUCAGCUCGGCGAGUCUCGUGCACACGUUCGCGCGUGCGUGCAGUAGGGGGACCAUCGAGCGCUGCACGUGUGACGAGGCGAAGUCGCUCAAGAACGAGGAGGCGUGGCUCUGGGGCGGAUGUGGGGACAACGUGCGCUUCGGGCUAAAGUUUUCCCGGCGCUUUUUACGAGCCGGGAAACGGCGCGGGAAGGAUAUCCGAGCGAGAGUGGACCAGCACAAUAUCAAACUGGGCAGAAAGGUUGUAAAAGCGGAAGUGAAGACGCGUUGCAAGUGUCACGGCAUUUCCGGUUCCUGCACGGUACGCACGUGCUGGCGUCAGCUCGCUACAUUCCUCGACAUCGGUAACAUAUUGAAAGCGAAAUAUGAAAACUCGUACAAAGUGUUGACAUUUACAAAUGACGCCACCGGGAAGUCACCGAUAUCUAAUGACGUCACGUUGGAGAACAAUUCCGGGAACAUCGUUCGACCAUUGCAGCUCAAAGAGCUGACUGGCGACAACAGAACAGACAGAGGCACAGUGAACAAUCGAUUCCGUAAAUCGAAGUCGAAGCGCGAUAGAACCUCAGUGCAAACUUCUAACAAGAAUAGAAAUUCGGACGGUGAUAUUGCCCCAAGUUCGAACUCGAUGGUACAUUUGGAGGACUCCCCCACAUACUGCGAGGCCAGUCCUUACAGUAAAGGAACGCGCGGGCGCGUCUGUGAUAAAACCAGCUGUGACGUCAUGUGCUGCGGCCGCGGUUACAACAUCCGGUCGACCAUCGUGCGUCGUGCCUGCCAAUGUCAGGUGCACUGGUGCUGUUACGUGGACUGUAAGCAGUGUAUAAACGAGGAGGAGGUAUUCUUGUGCAAAUGAAACGACACAUGGUGAGCGCGCCACGUAGAUGUACCGGAAGUCGAAGCGCUCGCCGUUUUGUUUUUAGUGGUUUAAGUAAAGACGGUUGAACAUCGCUUACAAUAAUUUUUCAAAUGAAAUUAGUGUAAACUGUUAUACAUCGAAAAAUGCUUUCACCUGUCACGUGAAAUUAUAAACGACUUAUUGUCAGAUGGCAAGUGUACAUGGAACAAGCACGAUAAUUUAAGUUAAAAGGGAUAAUAUGGGUAUAUGAUUGAAUAUACCAGCUAAGUGCCCUCAAUCGAUAGUCUCAUCUGUCGCAUUAACAAAAUUAAAUUGUGUUUGAUAUGGAGGAUCAUGUUUUUCAUCAUUUUCAGAGCUGUGAAGAAUUGGCUUCCAUAUUUCGAGUAGAUGAACGCAUGAUUUGUGAAAUGUAUGAUUCUUCUAUGCUUCCAAUUUUAGCGGGCAACGUCCCGACUAUGGAACAAUACUUUGUGUUGUGUAUGUCAUCUCGACGUUUAUGGUUGUGAAAGUUGCCAUAACAAUGGCUUAUUUAUUUAUUGAACUGUGUGUAUAUAUUUUGAAUAUUUUGCUUACAAUAAACAUACAUUAUUUUUUA
Messenger RNA from Dreissena polymorpha, 2941 nucleotides. Its product is annotated as protein Wnt-9a-like. NCBI's taxonomy places the organism in Eukaryota, Metazoa, Mollusca, Bivalvia, Myida, Dreissenidae. Gene Ontology annotation, molecular function: frizzled binding; cytokine activity. Gene Ontology annotation, cellular component: extracellular region. Bases 1096 to 2343 code for a protein of 415 amino acids. The transcript is spliced from 4 exons. The record is from RefSeq and is a predicted model, not a curated record. Gene Ontology annotation, biological process: canonical Wnt signaling pathway; cell fate commitment; neuron differentiation.